Messenger RNA from Alternaria burnsii, 879 nucleotides. RefSeq lists its product as uncharacterized. The transcript has a single exon. Lineage: Eukaryota; Fungi; Ascomycota; Dothideomycetes; Pleosporales; Pleosporaceae. Bases 1 to 879 code for a protein of 292 amino acids. The record is from RefSeq and is a predicted model, not a curated record.
AUGUCACCUGGCGAACCGACAGUAACGGUAGACAAUCUUGUUUUAUUUUUGCGGCAGAAUCCUCCGGCGAUUUUGUUCCGCACGGUAGCAGCCGCUGUAUCGCCAGAUCUAUCGAGUAACCCAUCGAGUAAUCCAUCGAGUAAUUCAUCGAGUAGUCCACCGAGUAGUCCAUCGAGUAGUCCAUCGAGUGUUUCAUCAGGUUCGCCCGUUUCCUCAGUAGUACCGCAAUCCUCGACAUCGGAAAGCAGCAGACCCUCCUCGACCGCGCCGCCUAGUGAUCCACUGCCCAAAAUUUCCAGCGAAAAUAUAGGAGGCGGUGCAAUAGCUGGUAUAGCAGUCGGUGGCAUUCUCAUCCUCGUCCUAAUAAUAGGUGGUUGGUACUUCUGGCGUCGUAAGAAGCAGAGGGCGCAAAAACCCACAUCCACUCUCACCGACGACGAGCUAGCGAGAAGAGAUGGUGAAGGCGAUAAGAUAAUGCUUGGCUCGCACCAGACUGCCCCAACGACCGGCGCAUAUCAAACACAAUACCAAGAGAUGUCUGGCAACAGCCUCGCUCAAGAACUCGAUCGCUCACACUCGUACAAACACGCGAUUGGAGGAGCGCAUGAGCUCAGGGCUGACGACCGACCGGGCGAACUACCAUUUGCUGGGAUAGAGGAACACGGGUCAAUGAAUGGCCUUGAUGUGGUUGAUGGAGGAGGAUCCGAAGUGACCCAAGUGCCGCAAACGAAUCGUACUGCCACGCAGGCACCGCAGGUUUCUCCACACGUAGAAGCUCAGAGACGGAGGGAAGUAGAAUGGUUAGAAGCAGAAGAGAUGAGAAUGAGACAGCGACGGGAAGCGCUUUUACAACAGAGUGGUGGAAAGACUGAACAGUAG